UCAACAUGACUCAAGCAAGAGCACAACUAAGCAUUCUAGGCAUUCUAAAGGAAGCCCUCCUAACCAUACUUAGAAAUGCAAAGAUUCUAUCAUCCUUUAUUCUUGUUAUUCUUCUCCCCCUCAAACUUUUGUGUAGGAUUCCUAAUCUCAAUCCACCUAUAGUUUUACAUGUGGCCUCAAUUGCACCCUACCUACUCUCGCGUCUCGCUUUAUCCGAUUCGCCGGUCACCAUAAACAUCUUUCCUACCGCGACGAUCGUCUCGCACAUCACGACGUCGAUCGCCGUCUACCUCUCAACCAUGUGCUACAAUGGAAGCCACCUUGGGCUCAAUGAGUUGUUCUCCAAGUUUAAGAGGACAUGGAGGGGCCUUUUGGCAACAAUAGUUGUUUGUGAGCUCUUCACCUGGGUGUUUUGUCAUGUCUGUGUAUGUUUCAAUGGUAGGAAAGUUGUGUCUUGUGGUGUCAAUAGUAGAGGAGAAGUGCUAUGGUUGGGGUGCAAUGAGAAGGGCUACUGGGCUUCUUGUAACAAGAAAGUUACAAGGCAUUGUCCUCAUGGCCCUCAUGAUGGGCGUCGGUGAGAUAAUCGCGACGGCGUUUGCUCGCUUGAAGGGCGAUGGUGAUCGACAGCAGCAGGUGUCGGCAUCGAUCGUGGUCGGGGAUGUUCUGAAAAUCGUCGUCGACGAGGUGUUUACUAUGCUUUGUAGCCUUGUGUUAACAGUGUUCUACUACGAGUGCAAGAGGAGCAAAGGAGGGGGGAAAAGUGGAGAAGGGUUCCAAGAGUUGUUGCCCUUCACUUCCCAUGUUGAUGAUGCUAUUGCAUGAUUUGGUUUUCGCAAUUUGAUAAUAAUGGUGUUGGUGUGUUGAAUAAGCUAGAAUGUAUAUUACACUACGAAAAUUUCGCAAUGAAAAAAAUGUCAGAAUCCAUUUCAGACGAUAAUAUCUUGAAAAGCUAAUUUGAUUCUGUAAAUGUAC
Molecule: messenger RNA, 972 nt
Organism: Ananas comosus (pineapple)
Lineage: Eukaryota; Viridiplantae; Streptophyta; Magnoliopsida; Poales; Bromeliaceae
Exons: 2
Coding region: 6-578 (190 amino acids)
Source: RefSeq, a predicted model, not a curated record